This is a messenger RNA of Anoplopoma fimbria (sablefish), 2450 nucleotides long. RefSeq lists its product as uncharacterized. Lineage: Eukaryota; Metazoa; Chordata; Actinopteri; Perciformes; Anoplopomatidae. The record is from RefSeq and is a predicted model, not a curated record. The coding region runs from base 24 to 2450 and encodes 808 amino acids. The transcript is spliced from 11 exons.
AACCGGCUGGGGAUGCUUCUGCUAUGACGUUUGAGUGGGCGAGACCUGACUUGAAUCCCAGAUUUGUCCAUGUGUGGCACGAACGUCAAGACCUUUACUUGAACCAGCAUCCGUCCUACAAAGGACGAACAUCGGUGUCCGUCAACCAACUGAAGCACGGAGACGUUUCGCUGACUCUCCACAAAGUAAAACUCUCUGAUGAGGGAACAUACAGAUGUUACUUUCCAGAUUCGGAUAAAGACUCGACUGUGCAGCUUGUUGUUGGGGUUUCUUCAUCGCCCUUCGUCAGUCUAUCAGGAAUCGACAGAUCCUCCAGUGGAGUGGUGUUAGACUGUGAGUCCAGAGGCUGGUAUCCAGAGCCGGAGGUGUUGUGGCUGGACGCUGAGGGAAACCUCCUCUCUGCUGGACCUACAGAGACAGUCAGAGGUCCUGAUGACCUCUAUACUGUCAGCAGCAGAGUGACUGUGGAGAAGAGACACAGCAACAGCUUCACCUGUAGAGUCCAACAGAAGAACACCAACCAGACCAGAGAGACACACAUCACUGUUCCAGAUGAUUUCUUCGUGGCUCCGUGUAGUUCUGUUGUUUGCAUCAGUUUGGUCGUUUCCUUCACGUGUGUUCUUGCUGUUGUCUUUGCUGUAUGGAGAUGGAGGCGAAACAAAAACAAAACCAUGAUGGCUGACCAAAGAGAACGACAGCAGCUCAUGGCAGAGAGUGAGAAGAGGAAGGAGAAGCAAAUGGCAGAAAUUAAAUUACAGAGGAAAGAGAAAGAACAUGGAGAUAUGGUGGGUGCACUGAUGAAACAGGAGGAGGAAUUGAAGAAGCAGAGAGAUCGACUGAAAGAGCAACAGGAGACGAUGGAGAAACUGGUGGGGGACAAUGAGAUGAAGCUUGAGUCAGUGGAGAAAGAUUUUACAGAGAAAGAUGAAGAUAAAAAAAUCUUCAGUUCACCAGGAUGCAUGAAGCUGAAAGAAAUAAUCUCUGUUUACAAAUGGUGCCUGACUGACAGAAAGAGGGAACUUGACCAACUAGAGCUGGAUACAGAGAGACUGUUGUUGAUGACAAAGAGUAGGAGUAUUUCUACCACCAACGUGGGUAGAACCACUAACAAAACAACCCAGAGCAGGGACAGGAGAGUGGGGGAGUGGGGAGGACCAGUCUCCUCUUCUGCUGCUGGAAAGAGAGAUAUUAAACAUGUUUAUAUCAUCCGUCUAGAACCUGGAGAGAAACACAACAUCCAAACACAUCAAAGCAUGAAUCACCUUCACUCAGAAUCACGUCGCCUCCCUCCACCACUGGACGGGCAGGAACCUCCAGGAUCACAGAACCAGCUGAACAGUGACAUGAAAUUUCCACCAGAUCCCGUCAUAGCGAUGGUUGGUGAAGACGUCGUUCUGCCAUGUCAGCUGGAACCCCCCGCGGAUGCUUUUUCCAUGACAAUGGAGUGGGGGAGACCUGACUUGGACCCCAGAUUUGUCCAUGUGUGGCAUGAUGGACAGGAACUGCUGUCUGACAAGAACGACGCCUACAAGGGGAGAACAUCACUGUCCAUCAGCAAACUGAAGCGAGGAGACAUUUCCCUGAAACUGUCCACAGUGAAGAUCUCUGAUAACGGGAUGUACAAAUGCUACAUCCCAAAACUGAGUAAAGAAUAUUUUGUUGAGCUUCUUGUUGGUGCUGCCUCCUCACCUGCUAUCAGCUUAGCAGGCCUCCACAAGGCCAGCAGUGGAGUGGUGUUAGACUGUGAGUCCAGAGGCUGGUAUCCAGAGCCGGAGGUGUUGUGGCUGGACGCUGAGGGAAACCUCCUCUCUGCUGGACCUACAGAGACAGUCAGAGGUCCUGAUGACCUCUAUACUGUCAGCAGCAGAGUGACUGUGGAGAAGAGACACAGCAACAGCUUCACCUGUAGAGUCCAACAGAAGAACACCAACCAGACCAGAGAGACACACAUCACUGUUCCAGAGGAUUUCUUCGUGUCUCCAUCUAGUUGUACUCCUUGCAUUGCCGUUAGCGUGGUGUUUGGCUUCAUAAUUGUCCUCGCUGUUGUCCUUUUGGUCUGGAAAUGGAGACAAAACAAAACUGACCUGAAGAAGGAACUGGAGGAACAGAGAGAGAAACUCAUCAUCCAACAGAAGGAGGCAGAUAAACUGGUGGAGGAGAAUAUGAAGAAGGUUGAUUCAGUGGAGAGAGAUGAAGCAGAGAAGGAGGGAGAUAAAACAGCCAACAAAGGUCAGGGAUUCUUCAAACUAAAAGAUAUUAUAACAGAGACCUUCUGGAACCUGGAGGAGAAGAAGAAAGAACUACAACUAAUGGAUAUGAACUUAGAUAAACUAUUGAAGAAAUUAAUAGAUAAGAUUAAUGAACUAAAAGAGAAGAAGAAGAAUGUAGAGGACCACAUGGAGCAAAUGAAGAAAGAACAGGAGGAGAUUCAGAGGAAACCUCAGUCAUAG